GCUGCAGCACAUUUAAAUAUUGGUCGCAUAUAACAAGGAUUAAACUGCCCUGAGAAGCGACGAUUCCUAAAUAUAUAAGGAGUUUAGCACGUGUGCUAUCAAAAGUGCAUCUGUGCGAUAAGCUCUUUGGUUUUUGAAGAUUUGUCGGUGAAAACAUGGGUACCAGAAACAGUAAGACUGCAGUGACCCCCUCAAAGCCGGAGCCCUGUGGGCGAGUGAGGAACGAGCGGGUCUGCCGCCUUGUCGACCCCCGAUCUCCCACCACUGGCAUCGACCGUACACCCAUACAGGUGGGCGUCGCGUCGCAAGGUCCCGUUGAGGUCGCGUGUGGGCGUCCUGCUCCCAUAAGUGACCCCCGUUCACCCUCCCCGGGAAUCUCCCGUACGCCGAUGAAGGACGUGGUGAGAGCCACAGUCCGUUCCUUCUCUCGCCGCAUUGGUAUGCUCCUCCUUAAUGAUGGGGAGGAAGUAGUUAAACUUCCGCCUUCCCACACUAUUCCUAAACCAAAAGACCUCACUGGGGAUGUGGAAGGGGAAGUGGAUUCCACGGAGCCCCUUCUUCCCCUUAACCCCUCCUUGGAUCCCACUACAUCUCCAAACUCAGAAUCGGACGUUGAGGUGGAAAUGGGGAUAGAGGCUAGCCAGUUUCUGGAAAAUGAGAUGGAUGACUCCCCACCUCUAGAUGUCGAGCUGAGCUCCAGCCUUCUCACUUGCCAUGAAGGGGUGGUUUCAUCUCUGUCCCUUGCAGAUGAUCUUCAUCUGUCUUGUAAUCCUCCCCUUGACUCUGACACCCUCAACGACCUUGUCACUGAGGAUGCUCAGUCAGUAUUUCCCAAAGAUGCAAGGCCUUCAAGUGCAGAACCUUUCAUCCCUUCUGCACCACUUGUUAGCAGUGAGGCCAAAUCCUCUACUUGCACAGCUGAAUGCCAACCAGAGACCGAAAAGCCUCAUUGCCUGUCUCCUGCCAGUCGGGUCCAGGCCCCCCAAAACCAGCCUGCUUCUGGGGAGAAUAGGAUAAGACUGCCCGUCUUUAAUACCCAAAGUCCCAGUCAGGUGGUGUUUAAGCCCCAGUGGCUGGGGGUGGGGUUUGGCGUCGCUGGAGUGAGGGCCAGGGGGCUUCAAAGCCGAGGCAGGAGUGGUGCCUCCCCCCUCUCUCUCCGAAAUGGACAGAAUCCCGGAAGCGAGAACAGAGGACAGAUGACCAAACAGAAGCAGAGGGAGAGGUGUGGCAAGGGUUUGGGAGUUGAAGGCCGCUCCCCUCUGCAAAUCCUCAAGGAGAACAACUCCACUCGUGACCAUGCCUCACAGAUGAAGGUGAAGAUGACCACUCCUGACAGACCAAGACGUAUCCUGUCUGUGUCUGUGGACAAGGAGAACCAGUGAUAGGCUCGCAGGUGUGGCCUCACCCCCAGCCAGAACUGCUUUGAAACUGCUUUGGAGCGCAGGAAGUUCACUUCUCCCCUUGGCCAGCAGGUGGCUUUGCUGGAAUUCACACUAAUCUGUACUCCUUCUCUUGAUCUUUUCUGAAUAACGCUGUCUUGUCACUUUUUUAUUUGUUUUUGUUUUAUAUGUAAAUAAAAUUACUUUAAAAAUUG
This is a messenger RNA of Paramormyrops kingsleyae, 1594 nucleotides long. RefSeq names its product cell division cycle associated 3 (gene cdca3). The record is from RefSeq and is a predicted model, not a curated record. Lineage: Eukaryota; Metazoa; Chordata; Actinopteri; Osteoglossiformes; Mormyridae.